Molecule: messenger RNA, 741 nt
Organism: Pedinophyceae sp. YPF-701
Lineage: Eukaryota; Viridiplantae; Chlorophyta; Pedinophyceae
Source: the annotation of a GenBank genome assembly
AUGUUAGCGAAGUGCGCGAUCGUGGGACGCGGCGUGCGGGCGCAGCGGGGGACAGUGGCGCCGGUGCUGGGCAGGAGGCGUGUGCGCGCCGCGGCGGCCGCGGAUAGCGCCGGGGCGGAGCUGCUGGAGCUGCGCAAGGGCUUCCACAGCGUGCAGACGGAUGGCGCGGAGUUCCUCGUCGCGACAGACGACAAGGGCAACCUGGACCUCGGCCAGAUCUUCAUCGUCGACGUCGACGAGGACGGCGACGAGCAGUUCUCGCGCCCUGAGAUCAGAGGCGAGCUUCCGUCGGGCCUCCUGCCGUACCAGGAGAUGCCCUUCUUCAGCAUUCAGACGGGCAUGGCGUUCAAGGACAAGCCGGAGGUCCGCAAGGUGCAUGCCGUAACGCUGGUGAGCGUGGCGGAGCUGCCGUCCGACGACCGGACGCAGCUCAUGGACCUCGCCAGCGUGGUGACGCUCGACGGGGCGGAGCGCGUCGUGCGCAGGGAGGAGGUGACGAUUUGCGGGGAGCCGGAGAAGCCGAUGCUGCGGUGGACGGCCACGCAGGGGUGGGUCGUCGCCGACGAGGAGGCGAUGCCGCCCAUGAGUGUCGCAGCCGCGAUGCACCACCAGGGCUUCUUCGACGACGUGAAGGAGGCGGAGGACGAGGAGCUGCCGAAGCCCAUGGAUCUGUCGGACCUCGAGGGCGUGGACGAGGACGACUUCGACGUCCAGGACAUUCCGUCCGCUGACAUGAUGUGA